This is a messenger RNA of Leguminivora glycinivorella, 2685 nucleotides long. Its product is annotated as serine/threonine-protein phosphatase alpha-2 isoform. NCBI's taxonomy places the organism in Eukaryota, Metazoa, Arthropoda, Insecta, Lepidoptera, Tortricidae. The record is from RefSeq and is a predicted model, not a curated record. Gene Ontology annotation, molecular function: protein serine/threonine phosphatase activity. Gene Ontology annotation, cellular component: cytoplasm; nucleus. The transcript is spliced from 8 exons. The coding region runs from base 161 to 1147 and encodes 328 amino acids.
UCUUUUGUUUGCGUGUGUGAGUGAUGUCUCCGCCAUUGGUACUCAUUUAAGCCGAGAACUGAAAUAGGUUGUACCUUUCAUAAAUCGGCAAAAAUCUCUACAAUCUUCUUUUCUUUACUUGUAAUAUUUAGUCAUAUUCCGUGCACAAACAUUCUAUCCGAUGGCAGACAGAGACACAGAUGAGUUAAACAUCGACAAUGUCAUAAAAAAAUUACUAAAAGUCCGGGGCGAGAAGCCUGGCAUGAAUGUACAGUUAACGGAAAUCGAGAUCAAAGGGCUGUGCUUAAAAUCGCGGGAAAUAUUCUUAUCACAGCCCAUAUUACUUGAAUUGGAAGCCCCUCUAAAAAUAUGCGGUGACAUCCACGGACAGUACUAUGACUUGCUCCGGCUCUUCGAAUAUGGAGGCUUCCCGCCCGAGUCCAACUACCUGUUCCUCGGAGACUAUGUGGACCGCGGGAAGCAGUCGCUGGAGACAAUCUGCCUGCUGCUAGCGUACAAGAUCAAAUAUCCAGAGAACUUCUUCUUAUUACGGGGGAACCAUGAAUGUGCUAGCAUUAAUAGGAUUUAUGGAUUCUACGACGAAUGCAAACGGAGGUAUAACAUCAAGCUAUGGAAAACGUUCACAGACUGCUUCAACUGCUUACCCGUCGCGGCUAUAGUUGACGAGAAGAUCUUCUGCUGUCAUGGCGGUCUCUCGCCCGACCUGCAGGCCAUGGAGCAGAUCCGGCGGAUCAUGCGGCCCACCGACGUGCCCGACCAGGGGCUGCUCUGCGACCUGCUGUGGUCCGACCCCGACAAGGACACCACCGGCUGGGGCGAGAACGAUCGCGGCGUCAGCUUCACCUUCGGCACAGAGGUUGUUGGCAAGUUCUUGUCUAAGCACGAGUUCGACCUGAUCUGCCGCGCGCAUCAAGUGGUCGAGGACGGUUACGAAUUCUUCGCCAAGCGGCAACUGGUCACGCUCUUCUCCGCGCCCAACUACUGCGGAGAGUUUGACAACGCGGGUGCGCUGAUGUCCGUGGACGAGACGCUGAUGUGCUCGUUCCAGAUCCUGAAGCCGGCCGACAAGCGCAAGCUGUACUCCGGCCUCAACAUGGGCCGCCCCAACACCCCGCCGCGCGCGCAGCCCAAGAACAAGAAGAACUAACCGCCGCUGCGCUGCAUGGACCCCUCCGCGUACUCUAUUGGCCUCCGACACCCCCGUGCCAAACCACCCUCACAGCUCACACUCGGCCAUUCACAAACAAAAUCACUCCUACGUCACCCUGUAUAUACAGGAUCACCACAAAAAGACACCCUGUAUAUACAGAUGACCACAAAAAGACACCCUGUAUAUACAGGGUGACCACAAAAAGACAUCCUGUAUAUACAGGGUGACCACAAAAAGACACCCUGUACAUACAGGUUGACCGUACAAUCCAUCCUGCAUAUCGCUAUCACUACUUUGAAAAAAAACUCGUAUUUCUUCUGUCAAUGAAAAGAAAAAUGUAGUAUGUAUGGAAUCCAUAUAGACUUACUACGUUUUAACUUUGAGCAGCAGUGUGAACGAGAUUUUUUUCAAAGUAGGCGACCAACCCUGUAUUAUACAGGGUGACCAAAACCCAAGUUAUUUUAUUUGUCAAUGUCUAUCCUCUUAGAGAGCGUUCUUCUUAGAUAUAACCUCGGAUGUCGAUCCGAUAGUUUAUAAGCGUUAGGCCUAGCCUUCGAGCCUAAGUCUUUUCUAGCGUUGACUGUCUCUCGGUAGUAACCGGCGUCCCGCAGGCGAAUCCAUUCGUAUUUGUCCACGGCCGAUUGUUAUAUUAGCCGGGUUGUAAAAUUCCUAAGCAUAUCGUGAAUUUUGAGACAACUGAUUAUAUCUAGACAGUUUGAUUAUAUCUGAUGUCACUUAACUGACCUAUCUAUUGAUUCAAUAUGACUGCCGUCAAAAGAUUACUCAGGAAUUGAAAGAUCGGGCGGAUUUUACAAUCUGCCGUCGACAUAUCGAACCUGCAACCGUCAAUAGAGUGCACCCUUAACUGUAUUUUUUACUUAUGGACUUUCCAUUCUUUUUUUAAUGUUUUUAAAAAUGAAAUUCUAGCAAUCAAGUCUUAUUUACAGUUUUUUCUCUUAGAAGUUCAAUAAUGCUCGCAUUGUACAACAAUUGCUGGAAAAUUGUGUUUAGCGUGACAUGAGCAUGCGAACUUGCGAAACGUCAAUGUUGCCAUCCUUUCUGUGGCCUAUUUCACCACAGCGAUGCUUGACACUGACAGUUAGGUGCCUAUUUCGGGGUUGAUAAGUAACAUUACUCGGCGACAAUAUUUCCUUGUUGAACACUUGAACAGGCAAUGAACGGCGAAAUGUCACUGUAGGGCGAUAAUUGUCAGUGUGGUGAAACAGGCCACUGUAUUUAUUUUUAUCUUUUCUUAUGGCGAUUUGUAAAGAUUUUUCUUAAAGGCUUAACUCUAUAAAGAGAUUUUUUACAGUUAAGUUAUGCAGGGUGACAUAUGUGAUUAAGUGAAUUCGUUUUUUUAAUUGUUAACAGUAAAGAAACUGAUUUGUUAAGUUUCUGUUGUGAGGGCUAAAAUGUUAAUUUGUUCACGUUAACUGUCGCUUUUUAUAAGCGAUCUGAAAGUAAAAUCACGGUAACAGAUAAAUAAGUAAGCUUAGAGUUCUAAUUCACAUACACAACAUACAUACAUACAUACA